Molecule: messenger RNA, 1975 nt
Organism: Phoenix dactylifera (date palm)
Lineage: Eukaryota; Viridiplantae; Streptophyta; Magnoliopsida; Arecales; Arecaceae
Product: sterol 3-beta-glucosyltransferase UGT80A2-like
Biological process (GO): carbohydrate metabolic process
Molecular function (GO): hexosyltransferase activity; UDP-glycosyltransferase activity
Source: RefSeq, a predicted model, not a curated record
CUCCUGUCUUAACGUCGCUCCGCGCUUUUCCUCUCUCCUUCUCUCUCUCUCUAGAUCGACCAUGGAGCGAUCCGAGCCUUUUCAUUCGGCCAUGGCGGGGAGCAACAGCGACGUGGAAGAUACGGAGGACGAGGGCAUCGCCUCGACGCUGUCUGUGAGCAAUUUACGUAGGGCGAAUUCUGUGCAUGGCAAGUUGAGAACCGCUGAAAUAUCAGAGGCUUUGAAAAGAUCACAAUCCGAGGGACGAAGACAAGUAACUGCUGAUCCAGCAACACAGCUUCUUGAUGAUAAGGCUUCUGUGAAGAAGCAGCUCAAAAUGUUAAGUCAAGUAGCCACUGUAAAAGAUGAUGGAAGUGUAGUUGUUGAAGUUCCAAGCAGUGCUGAACCUGAGGCACAUGAUUUGGGGUUAGAGGAUGCUCAUGGUGAAGCAGUUGAUGAGGAACUAGUAGAAUCAGCUGACAUUCAGUCUUUACCUCCUCUUCAGAUAGUUAUUCUUAUCGUGGGUACACGAGGAGAUGUGCAGCCAUUUGUUUCCAUUGGAAAACGUCUACAGGAUUAUGGGCAUCGUGUUAGAUUAGCAACGCAUGGUAAUUUCAAAGAUUUUGUCUUGACUGCUGGACUGGAGUUUUACCCCUUAGGGGGUGACCCAAAGGUUCUUGCUGAAUACAUGGUCAAGAAUAAAGGUUUCUUACCAUCUUCUCCUUCAGAGAUUCCUAUUCAACGAAAGCAAAUCAAAGAAAUCAUUUAUUCAUUGCUCCCAGCUUGUAAGGACCCAGAUGUUGAUUCUGGUAUUCCUUUCAAAGCAGAUGCCAUAAUUGCCAAUCCUCCAGCAUAUGGACAUACGCAUGUAGCAGAGGCGCUAAAAGUACCGAUUCACAUAUUCUUCACAAUGCCAUGGACCCCAACAAGUGAAUUUCCACAUCCUCUUUCUCGCGUCAAGCAACCUGCUGGUUAUAGAAUUUCUUACCAGAUUGUUGACUCUAUGAUUUGGCUUGGAAUACGAGAUAUGAUAAAUGAUUUCAGGAAAAGAAAGCUGAAGUUGCGGCCCAUCACAUUUUUAAGUGGUACCCAGGGGAGACAUGAUACUGCUUCUGAUGUGCCACAUGGAUAUAUCUGGAGCCCACACCUUGUCCCUAAACCAAAAGACUGGGGACCAAAAGUUGAUGUGGUUGGGUUCUGCUUUCUUGACCUUGCAUCAAACUAUGAACCCCCAGAAUCACUUUUGAAAUGGAUUGAAGCUGGAGGAAAGCCAAUUUAUGUUGGAUUUGGUAGCCUUCCUGUUCAAGAACCAGAAAAAAUGACAGAAAUUAUUGUUGAGGCUUUGGAAAUCACCGGACAGAGAGGCAUCAUUAACAGGGGCUGGGGUGGACUUGGGAACUUGGCAGAACCAAAGGAACAUGUAUAUCUGUUGGAUAAUGUUCCUCAUGACUGGCUAUUUUUACAAUGCAAAGCAGUGGUGCAUCAUGGUGGUGCCGGAACAACUGCUGCUGGCCUUAAAGCUGCAUGUCCAACUACAGUUGUACCCUUCUUUGGAGAUCAACCUUUUUGGGGUGAUCGGGUGCAUGCUAGAGGAGUAGGGCCGCCUCCUAUACCUGUUGGUCAGUUUACGCUGUCAAGGCUUGUUGAUGCAAUAAAAUUCAUGCUGGAUGAAAAGGUGAAGGAACGUGCUGUUGAACUGGCCAAGGCCAUGGAAUCAGAGGAUGGCGUAACAGAAGCAGUAAAAGCUUUCUUCAAACAUUUCCCUUCGAAAUUGCCGCACACACCACCUUCACCAGUGCCUUCUGGUUUCUUUGGUUCCUGUUUCAACCCUGUAAAGGGAUGCUUGGGCAAUUCCUGAUUCUCAUAUGUAAAUUUUCUAUGAAAGCUUUCAGGUUGAAAAUCCAGAGUUUCCAUCAUGUGUUUUCACACAUUCUAGAAGAUUGGUUUUGUGAUUCUUUGUAUUCAUUGUUCUUUAAAUAUUUAAUCUUCGGAUUGA